This is a messenger RNA of Oncorhynchus gorbuscha (pink salmon), 4657 nucleotides long. Its product is annotated as serine/threonine-protein kinase DCLK1-like. NCBI's taxonomy places the organism in Eukaryota, Metazoa, Chordata, Actinopteri, Salmoniformes, Salmonidae. The record is from RefSeq and is a predicted model, not a curated record. Gene Ontology annotation, molecular function: protein kinase activity; ATP binding. The coding region runs from base 277 to 2568 and encodes 763 amino acids. Gene Ontology annotation, biological process: protein phosphorylation; intracellular signal transduction. The transcript has 18 exons.
GCAUUCGCGAGGUGAGAUGCUUGGUGCUUCCCUCGGAAGGCCUGCAUGUCAAUGAGGGACGGCCAUCUGGAAAUCACUGCUUAAGACACAGAAACCAGCUGCAGCUCUUGCAGCGCACACUUGCUCAAUCACAGGGCAACAAAGGGACGGAUGCUUUUUCUAUCGCUCGGGCCAUUAUACUACACAUAUAUGCACUGACACAGUCUAUUGGAGAGCUGCUAUAUGCAAUUGCUAAAGAAUUGACGCGGUUGACUGCAUCAGACUUCAAUUUAAGUUAUGGAGCUGGAGCACUUUGACGAGCGGGAGAAAGCCCAGAGAAACACCCGCCGAGGCUCCAGGAACAACGGGCUGCCGAGCCCCACUCACAGUGCCCACUGUAGUCUGUACAGGACCCGGACACUGCAGUCCCUGGCCUCGGAGAAGAAAGCCAAGAAGGUCCGCUUUUAUCGCAACGGAGACCGCUACUUCAAAGGGAUUGUCUACGCUAUUUCCCAGGACAGAUUUCGGUCUAUAGACGCCCUGUUAGCCGAUCUGACCCGCUCCCUGUCAGAUAAUGUGAACUUGCCCCAGGGGGUAAGGACCAUCUACUCUAUUGACGGGACCAAGAAGAUAUUGGGCAUGGAGCAGUUGGAGGAAGGGGAGAGCUAUGUGUGUGGCUCCAUAGAGCCAUACAGGAAGCUGGACUACACUAAGAAUGUCAACCCCAACUGGUCAGUUGGGGUGAAGACAGCUGCCUCAGCACGUGGCCCAUCCUCCCUGGGCAGUGCCAAGGCUGGGGCCCCGGAGACCAGGGAGAGUAAGGACUUCAUCCGGCCCAAACUGGUCACCAUCAUCCGGAGCGGGGUGAAGCCUCGAAAGGCCGUCCGCAUCCUCCUCAACAAAAAGACGGCCCACUCCUUCGAACAGGUCCUCUCUGACAUCACAGAUGCCAUCAAGAUGGACUCUGGGGUCGUCAAGAGACUAUACACCGUGGAUGGGAAGCUGGUGACAUGCCUUCAGGACUUCUUUGGUGACGAUGACAUCUUUAUGGCCUGUGGUCCAGAGAAGUUUCGCUACCAAGAUGACUUCCUCUUAGAUGAGAGUGAGUGUAGGGUGGUGAAGUCGACGUCAUACGGUCGGAUCUCCUCUCUGCUGGGACGCUACUCACCCAGAGGAGGAGGCUCACGCCGAAGCUCAGGUUCAGCCAAUGGGACGGCAGGCAGUCAGCUGUCGACUCCUCGCUCAGGGAAGUCCCCCAGCCCCUCUCCCACCAGUCCUGCUAGUCUCCAACGACGCAGGGGGUCCCAACACAGUGGCUCGUCCCUGUCUCUAGCCUCCACCAAGGUGUGUAGCUCCAUGGAUGAGGGAGACGGAGCAGGUAGUGAAGCGGAGCUGAACCUGCUGAGUGAUGAAUGUCCCUCCAUCCCUCCGUCCAUCGCUGAGAGGUACAAGGUGGGGAGGACUUUAGGUGACGGUACCUUUGCUGUGGUUAAAGAAUGUGUGGAGAGAUGUACCGGCAGAGAAUACGCCCUGAAGAUCAUCAACAAAGGCAAAUGUAGGGGAAAGGAACACAUGAUCCAGAACGAGGUGUCCAUCCUCCGUCGUGUCAAACACCCCAACAUCGUUCUGCUGAUCGAGGAAAUGGACACCUACAGUGAGCUUUACCUGGUCAUGGAGCUGGUCAAGGGGGGUGACCUGUUUGAUGCCAUCACUUCCUCUAGUAAAUACACAGAGAGAGAUGCUAGUGGGAUGCUGUAUAACCUGGCCAGUGCCAUCAAGUACCUGCACAGCCUCAACAUCGUGCACAGAGACAUCAAACCUGAGAACCUGCUGGUGUAUGAGCAUCAGGAUGGUAGUAAGUCUCUGAAGUUGGGAGACUUUGGCUUGGCUAGCCUGGUGGAUGGACUCCUCUACCUGGUCUGUGGCACCCCCACCUAUGUAGCACCUGAGAUCAUCGCUGAGACAGGGUACGGGCUGAAGGUCGAUAUCUGGGCAGCUGGAGUAAUCACAUACAUCCUGCUGUGUGGCUUCCCUCCCUUCAGUGGGAACAGUGAGGACCAGGAGAUUUUGUUGGACCAGAUUCUAACGGGACAACUAGACUUCCCUUCCCCGUCCUGGGACAACGUGUCUGUCACUGCUAAGGAGCUGAUUACUGGGAUGCUGCAGGUGAAGGUGGAACAGAGAUACACAGCUCUGCAGGUUCUGGAUCACCCCUGGGUCAAUGAUGAUGGGCGAUUAGUGAACGACCAGCAGCUCUCUGUGGCUGGGAAGAUUAAGAAACACUUCAACACGGGUCCUAAAGCCUGCAGCACCACUGCUGGAGUGUCUGUUAUCACAACCACCCCUCUUGAUAAGGAGCGGCAGGAUUUCAGACUAAGACACCAGCAGGAUGUGAGAUUGAAGCCCCGCCCCUGCCCCCAACCAACCGGCUUCCCCACCAGUGCCAGCCAAAGCUCUGCCCACAGCUCCAAUAACCCUGCCCUCUCUCCCGCUGACUUUACCUCAGAGUCAGAAGAUUACUCCCCCAGCCCCUCCCCCACCUCUCCUAGCUCCGCUGAUACCGUCCGCUCCCCCACCUCUCCCUUCUAGACCCCGAAGGAAGAGAGAGGGGAGAGGAGGAUGGAGGGAGAACGAGGAAGGAUAGGGGGUGCGUGUCCCUGUACUAACACUAGCCCAUGUCCCUGUAUUCACGAACGACACUGACAAGAUGCCUGCCAAUUACUUAAACAUUAAACAUUUUCCAUUCCGGCUACAGUGUCAGUUUACCAAAAGAUACACUGGGGUCAGAGCCAUGCAUAGGGGUCAGUUAGGGUGGGGUUAGGGUUAAAGGUUAGAGGUUAGGGUCAAGGAUAAAGGUGUAUUCUGGAUGGGUUCUGCUCUGGCCCUGAGAGGUUACUAAGGCUGAGAAUCUGUAUCUGCUUAUCUUUUUAAGACACCACACAGGCAUACAAGAGUUAAGCCUUAUUUCAGCAAAUGCUGAAUAAUGAUCCACUGAGGUCCCCUGGUGUUGGGAGGUGAGUACUGCAGGCCAACCAACCUGCUAACAGGACAGCUUAAACUGCAACACAACUAACCUACAGAUCAAAAUCUUCCAUUUAACUUGACGGGACCUCAUACGCCCUAAAUAGGGCAUCUUGAGUAUUUAUGUGAUUACACAUACAUUUUGAAAAUAAUAAUGAUAAUAAUAAUGACGUUGGGUCCUUGAAAAGUGCUGUAUAAACAAAAUGCCGCGUAUUAUUAUUCACUUUGACAAUGUAUGCAUCAAGUCAGGUAUCUAUUUGUGUGAAGUUAUAUUGCACUCAAUUCAUUACAACUUGUACAGUUCAUUCUGUAGAAAAACACUUCCAUGUCAAUAAGACAUGCUGUAUGAUGUAACGUGAAGAUAUAAUCUACGUGUGUCUGGAAGGACAUGUGACUACGGUCAUGUCCACUCCAGGCCACUUUCAUUUAUCCAACUGUCUAGUGUUCAGCUAUUCUCCAGUUCUUGGUGCUGUUGUAGACAUAAUAUACUACACACUUUACAGAGGACCAGAGAGGGGCGCUGGAAGCUCUCCAGGCAUUCUGCGAUACCAUAUCUAUUGGUUGAUUGAUUGUGUUUUUGUCCAUGACUGUUAUGCCAGUGUGCCAGUUCAUGUACAGUCGUCAUUUAAUGGACUACGAAAAAGGUUGUGUAUUUGGUAGAGUAUUAACAGACAUUUUCAUGGCUUUUUACUUUUGUACAUAAUUAGCCUUGUUUCAGUUAAUAUGUUAAUAUGUUGAUAGUGAAAUAAUUACCUAUUUAAAGUACGAUUAUUGGCCUGAACACAAUGGACCAUGUGCAAUUAGGUUCUGGAUCUCUCACCAAUAUUAGACAGCACAGACUUUUUCAAGCUAUUGUUAACUAUAAACAAUCCAUACAUUGUGAAUGUAUGUCAGAACAGAGGUGCUAUGGCAGCGUCUUUCAGUGCUGCCUGAGUUUUCAGCUUGCUGUGUGUGAGCCAGGGGUUGGAACCGGUUCAGUGAACACAACUGAAAACCGGAAAAUAAUGUAGUUCAAAACAAGAUGCCCAGCACUUCAAGCCUCCUCCUCCGCCCUCUCUUCCCACCCACAACAUUUUAGUCACAUCUCACUCCCUAUAAUUGUCUGUCCAAUGCAUGUAAACAACUACAGCUUGCCCACUCCAUAGCAAGCUACUAUAUCCGCACUGAUUGGUAAAGUAAUUUAAUGUUGAGUUCAAUGUUUUUUUAGAAACUAUGAUUGCAGAGGUUUAAAAAGGAACAGAAAGGAACAAUAUAAACUGCUACUAAUUUGGGGAAUCAAUCCGGUUCAGAACUUUAUUUUGCUGGUCAGAACAAUGGAACUGAACAAAAAAAAUGUUUUUGUUAAAAACGAUGCGAUUGGAAAAUACUUUUGCUUCCAACCCCUGGUGUAAGCACAGUGAGUUGGCAGGUCUAGAGAGAGAAGCACAGUGAGUUGGCAGGUCUAGAGAGAGAAGCACAGUGAGUUGGCAGGUCUAGAGAGAGAAGCACAGUGAGUUGGCAGGUCUAGAGAGAGAAGCACAGUGAGUUGGCAGGUCUAGAGAGAGAAGCACAGUGAGUUGGCAGGUCUAGAGAGAGAAGCACAGUGAGUUGGCAGGUCUAGAGAGAGAAGCACAGUGAGUUGGCAGGUCUAGAGAGAGAAGCACAGUGAGUUGGCAGG